Molecule: messenger RNA, 3883 nt
Organism: Octopus bimaculoides (California two-spot octopus)
Lineage: Eukaryota; Metazoa; Mollusca; Cephalopoda; Octopoda; Octopodidae
Biological process (GO): smoothened signaling pathway
Cellular component (GO): ciliary membrane; plasma membrane protein complex
Source: RefSeq, a predicted model, not a curated record
UAUCUUUAUCAACGUCUACAUAAGCGUAUGCGCUUUAUAUGUACUGUGGAUGUGAGAAAGAAAGAGAAAAGAGAGAAAGGUGGAUAAUAGAAAAUGAGUGGAGAAAGCGAAGGAGAAUUCUAAGCUAGAUUUGAGGAAUUGGAUCAUCAACUCCACACUGCAAAACCUAAACGCAUCCCGUGUUGUCAGGUCUCUCAGAUACUGUCCAGCCAUCACGAUGAUAAGAAAAGUACUUAACAUAAAAUACAUAUAAAUCUUAGCUCUCGUCCAUUAUUGAUACAUCUAUUUAGCUACUACAUCAUCCAGCUAUCUACACUAAAUAGUUUCCAUUCACACACCCACACAAACACACACACUUACAUGCAUACAUACAUGCACAUACGCACAAACAAACAUACACGUACAUAUAUAUCCAUACACGCAUACACAUACUUAAUCCUGUUCAAAAACAAGUUUGUAUAUCAAUCAAGCAACGCAUCCGGGAUUUUGCUCUCUCAAAAUCUUCUCCUCGCCUUAACGACAAUGAUACAAAUAGUGCUACUGCUACGACUACCACACUCAAUACUAUAGAUACUAACACUACUACUACUAUAAGCAUGACUAGUAUAAAACAGCAGUAUUAAAAUAUUAAACCUCAUGUUUCCUUUAAAAUUACAACGGAGAAAAAAAACUUGGCUAUUAACUGGUCUGGUCCUCAUUGUCUAAGCAACCAGCUAUUCCAGAUUUAUGAAGGGUUUCUAGUUCAAACUUUCAGCAGGAUCUGACGGACUCUUGAGAAUCACAAUUCAUAUAGCUGGGACCAAAUUGUCAAAACUACAUAUUCGUCUAAUCAUUGUAGAUACCAACAGCCAUCCCGCCGGUUUAAACUAAAUUACUACUACUAUAUUACUACUACCACUACUGCUACUACUACUACUAAUACUACUACUUCUGCUACUACUACUUAAUCUUAUUCUACUGCUGCCAGUUUGGUGUUGUUAAUUUUAUUACUUUACGCACGUUGUAUGGAAGUGUUAAUUUUCUGGAAUAGCACAGUAUUGAAAUAUAUUCAUCGGCUCCUGCGGACUUUUUCUUAACAGCAACAACAACAACAACAGUAUUAAUAAUAAUAAUAAUAAUAAUAAUAAUAAUAAUAAUAAUAAUAAUAAUAAUAAUAAUAAUAAUAAUAAUAAUAAUAAUAGUUACUUUAGUUAGCUCGUGGUAAUUGUUGCGAGAGUUAAUAAGAUAAAAGCACAAUGCCAUGAUUGCUCACACAUUCUUAACAUAGAUCAAACACAUCUAUCCACACACACACACACACACACACACACACACACACACACACGUUUGCAUGUAUAUUUUCAUGUGUGUCUAUAUAUGAAUUUCCACGGACGUUCUUACAUGAAUAUAUUUUUAGGAACAUAGCCCUUAGCCAACAACUGCAAAAUCCUUCGUUGCACGGUGAAACCAAAAACGUAGAAGCAGAGAAGCAACAAAAGCAAAGACCCCUGUUUCCAUUGCCACCACCACCACAACCACAACAACAAUAACAAUGACAACAACAACAAUAAUGACAACAAGGAUACCAAGUACAACAGUAAAGACGAUGGUUAACGUAACAAAUUUCCAUGAUUCAGUGAAAACGUUUUGCCCACUGAUUAAAUAUCAUGUUACGGAUGAAGGCGAAGUACAUGUUCCGUGGUUUUUUGGUGCCCUUAUCCUUGGAAUAUUUUUAGGGGGCAUCUUUGCUAUAAUUCUAGCUCGACAGUACAAAAGUAAACUGCAUUGGAAAAAGAGAAAUUCGGAAGAAGAUGGUUACUUAAACGAAAGCAAGCCCCUGGUAAUGAAAAGUGAAAUAAAUAUACAGCCUCAGAAUUUUCCAGAACAAAGCGGAUCUCAACAGUAUUUUCCUGCAUCAAACACAAAUUUUACCAAAGAAAAUCUUGUCAAGACCCAAUACCAUCGAGGUAUGGCGGAUAUUUUGCUGCAGAAGAGCAGUGAAACGAUAGAAGAAGAAACGAGCAAACAGAAUGUUGGAAGAAUUGAAAAGUUCGAAGAAUAUUGCAGAGAAGAUAAAGAAAAGAUGAUGAUGAUAUGCUUGCAAAAGUUACUGGCAACAGAACAACAAAAUGGUCAACUUCCGGGUCAAUUCUCUGUAGACUAUUUCAUAACAGAAAUAAACAAUAACAUUCAGAAUAUCAAGACACAAAGUCAAAUGAGAGACAUUGAUGAUAAAAUACAUACAGAACGGGAGAAAAUGUUCAGGAACGAUAAGGAUGAAUUCUACCUAGAAUUUGAACAAAAAAGAGCUUCUAAGAAAAUUGCGCGCCAAUAUCAAAAAGAAAUGAAAAAAAUUGGGAAAAAAUUAUCGGAAGAAAAUGUUGAUUCUUCAGUCAUUGACAGAAUAAACAGCGUGUUACUUAAAGUAGAAUCAGAGAUUGCGAUGAACAACGACACCAGUCAGAAGGAAAUGAUGCAGAACCUCGAUACAAGACAGUUAAUUCGUCAAACAGCAGCCGAGAAGAAGUUACUGCGGGAAAAAGAAGAGAAAGAUGGUGUAGAGAAUACAGUUAAUCUGGUUUGUGAUUUGCUUAAACAACUUGUAAGUUCAGGAGAAAUAUCUGAUCACCAAAACAAACAACUUAUGGAUGAAUUUAGGACCGACGUGGAUGCCAAAAAGAAACAACUCGAUGAUAAUGCUGCGCAGGAGUUAACUACGUUGACCAACAAUUUGAACCAAAAGCGUAAUGAACAUCUACAGAAACUUGAAGAAAACCAUCAAAACCUAAAGAAAAUGUAUUUCGAAGAAUUCCAAGCUGAAAAGACUGAAAAUUUCGAUGCUAGUCUUAAAAAAUACAAUAAACUCAUUAUGAAACUGAAUGAAGACUGGGAAAAAGAAGUCAAAAAUUUAGAUCAAGAAGAAAUUGAGACGGUUGAAUCAUAUCUUAAACAACUUAGCGAUUCUUAUGCCAAGCAAUUGCAAGACAUAGAAGUAAACUUGUUCGAGAAUAUAAAAACGAAAGCAAAUUCAAGUGAAGAAGACAUGGAAAAAUUGCUUAGCCAAAAGGAGGCUAUACAGCAUAAGAUCUCUGAAUCAAAAGAAGGUUUCCGGAAAGAACAAGAAAACCUACUUAAUGAGAAAAUGGAAAAACGAAUGAAGGAAAAAGAGGAACAGAAGCAGCAAUAUCAAACAGCACAUGAUGCCAUUCUAAAUCAGCAGACCUCCAUUGUGUCAAAGAUGUUGGAGAAUAAUGUCAACUUAGAUAAAGAGAAGAAAGAUCUCCUUCUGAAAAAACACCAACAGAAAAUUAAGGAACUUGGUAACCAGAUGGAACUUUCUCAUCUCAAAUAUGAACAAAGUCUUCAGAUUCAGAUAAACCAAAGACGAAACAAACUGAAACAAAUUCAAGAAGAGAAAAGAAAUGGCAAUAAUAAAAUUUCAGAUAAAAAACUGGAAUCAGAAAUAGAAGCUGCAGAAGAGAAGCUGCAGAAUGAGAAGGCUGCUGCUAUAACUAAAAUGCAAGAGACUCUGUUAAAAGAAACUGAAAGUUUAAUAGAAGAGCAAUUCGAAGAACUGAUUGCUAAAAUUGGUAAACUUGAGGUUGGUCAAGCCAGACGAAAUGUUCUUCUUGAAAGACAAGACAAGACACUUCAAAAAUUGCAGGAGAAACUUGGAGAACGUGUAAUUAACAAACAAACCCCACAAAAUCGUGUGAACCAUCUGGUGCAACAGCAUCAGAACAAUUUGAUGCAGCUGGAGGAGAAGCAUAAAGCAACCAGAGAACAUAACGAAAAACAUCUGCAGGAGAAAAUCCAACAGAAACAUAUUCAGAAGAAACAAAUGGAGGAUAAAAUGGCUGAAGAAAAUUCUAAGGAAUUACAGAAAGAAAGAGGAGUUCGGUAA